GUGUAGGAAGUAAAUUCCACAGCUCGUUGUUGUUGUUGUUGUUGUUGUGAAUCUUCAAGUAAACCUUAAAUACUGUUUACAUGUGUAUGUUCAAUACUGUUUACAUGUGUAUGUUCAGUACACUGACUGCCUCUGUGUGCUCCGCUGCUCUCCUCUGGUUUCUGAGCAGUUCAACCGACCCGAAGAACUGUAACAUAACAACCUCCGGUCCGUGAAACUGACAAGGUAACGGUGGUAACGGUGGUAACGGUGGUAACGGUCCAUGAGUCGCAGUCGAAACCCCCCUCCCCGGGGUCAAGGGGCAGCGCGAGCCCAACAGAUGGGGCUGCUCCUGGACCUGUCCCCGGGUGGAGGGAUGAAUGAUGAGGGCAAUGAUGAAGAGCUGGAGGCAGAGCUGAUGAAUCUGGUGGGAGGAGGUGGAGGAGGUGGGAGAUCGCAAGGGAAGAAAGCUCCUGUUCCCAUGGCUGAAAUAGAGCGAAUGGCAGCUCUUUGUAUGAAAGACCUGGAUGAUGAGGACAUUGGGGAUGACGAUUUGGAUGAUGAUGAUCUGCUGGCCGAACUGAAUGAGGUUUUAGAGGAUGAUGAGGAACAAACUCCUGCUCCCACACCUCCUGCUGUCACUCCGACUGCUCCCAAAGUCAGCGUCACAUCCCACUCUGCUCCUCCUGCUGCUCCCAGUGGUGCAACUGGGAUGGAGUCCAUCCUUUUGGAGCGCAUUGAAAUGUAUAAGACUGCCAUUUCUAACGGCAAGGCUGCGGGAGAGACUAGCAAAGUUCGAAGAUACGACCGUGGGUUGAAGACACUGCAGUCCAUGUUGACAUCUGUCAGGAAAGGAAAGCCUGUCAAUGAGGAGGAGAUCCCGCCUCCUGUCGCCCUCGGUGGAAAAUCCAACGUCCCAGCUGAGUCUGACCCGAUCAAGGAGCGAGAACUGCCCCAGCCCACACUGUUGCCCUCUCCCCCCACAAAUCAGAAACCUCUAAGAGAGGCUGCGCCGACAGCUCCUAAUAUGAAGCCAGUUCACCUGACCCCGCCUCAAAAGACCACUGCUGCCAUCACCCCAGGAACACCUGCCAUCUCUCCUCUCACCCCCAGCCAGCCUGAUGCACAGCACUCAGAGGGGAAACAGGCAGUACUGACCAGACAGAGGGAGUAUAAGAUGGCCGCCAUACACGCCAAACAGAGCGGCGACAUUGACCAGGCCAAACUGCACUAUCAUACUGCCAAGAAGCUGGACGUGCUGCUGGAAGAAAUGGACAGCGGCAAACCAGUAGACCUGAGCUCACUACCUCCUCCUCCUGGAGAUGUAGUAGCAGAACACCGUGCACCUCCUCCUCCUCAGUCUUCCUCUAAACCUACUGCUCCUGCUGCCCCUGCUGCUCCUGCACCCGCCCAGGUGGCCACUGCCGACCUGCCUGCUCCCAGCAGUUUGGCAGAAGCCCUGCAGCAGAGGAUGGACAUAUACAAGUCAGCAGCAGAGGGAGCCAAGAGCAAAGGAGAUGACCGUAAGGCUCGCAUGCACCAGCGCAUUGUCAAGCAAUACCAAGAUGCCAUCAGAGCUCACAAAGCUGGACGACCUGUCAGCUUGUCAGACCUACCUGUGCCACCAGGCUGCCCACCACUUCAGGGCUCAGAGGGGGGUCAGCAGAACUUCCUGGGUGUCCUGGAAACUGCUAUGAAAAUAGCUAAUCAGGAUGGAGAUGGAGAAGAUGAAGAAGAGGAUGGACAAAGAGAGGCUGCCAAGCCUGCAGUGCGUCCACCGGCCCAGAAAGCAAAGUCUCCAGCUCCUCAGGCCCCUGGAGGCUCCUCAACUCUAAAACUGGGUACUAAAGCUCAGCAGCAAGUGGAUUUUCUGUUGCUAAGGCGACAGGCUUUUUUGCGUGCAGCACUGCGCUCCAAACAGAUGAAGGACAUGAACGGAGCAGCGCAGCACCUCAGACAUGCCAAGGGUCUGGACCCCAUGAUCACCGCUGCCAAGUCUGGCCUUCCUGUUGAUAUCACCAAGAUUCCCAGUGCUCCAGUCAGCGAGGAGGAUUACACCCUGGCUCGCUCCCGUACCUCCCCUCUCUCUCCUCGCUCCAGUGAACAGUACCACGGCCUUAUGGAUCUGUUGCGGAAGCAGCAUGAGAAAUGUCUGGGCUACACUCAGCAGUUCAUACUCAUGGGCAAUGUGGCUGAGGCUCUGAAGUUUGAGAAGCUAGCUGAGGAAUGUAUGAAGAACAUAGAUGUACUGAAGAAUUCCUACACCAAGGGCCAGCCAGUGCCCAAGUGCCGCACGGAGGAGAGGACCUUCAACACUGUCAAGAUCCACUCCAGCCUGACAGCUAGUGAGCUGAUGCUGUACAUCAUCAGAGGCAUCAACCUACCGGCUCCAUCAGGUGUCUCACCUAACGAUUUAGAUGCCAGUGUGAAGUUUGAGUUUCCUUUUCCCAGUGCGGAGGAGGCUCAGAGGGACAAAACCAGCACAGUAAAGAGCACCAGCAGUCCAGAGUUUAAAGAGCAGUUCAAACUUCAAAUCAACCGCACAAACAGAGGGUUCAAACGAGUCGUCCAGUCCAAAGGCAUCAAGUUUGAAAUCAUCCACAAGGGAGGCCUGUUUAAGACAGACAAAGUAGUGGGCACUGCUCAGCUCAAGCUAGAGGCUCUAGACAACCACAGUGACAUCAGAGAAAUCAUAGAGGUGAUGGAUGGACGUAAAGCUACAGGUGGCAAGUUGGAAGUGAGGGUGAAGAUCAGAGAGCCAAUAUCAGGAGCUGAUCUCCAGCCAGUCACAGAAAAGUGGUUGGUUCUCGAUCCUGUGUCCUCCCUUUCUCCUCCAGAAAGACAAAAGGAACGGGCUCCAUCUCCUCGGUCUAAACCAAGACAUGAAGCACCCAGCAGGAGCAGUCAUCCCAGCAACUCCCCUCCACAGUACAAACUCCACAGCUUCAGCCUCCUCAACUAUGAUAAGGACCGGCUGGAGAGAAAGAUGGCAGAGUACCGAAAGACGCGACGGGACCCCCCAUCUGACCUCAUCCAUCAACACAAAGAGGUCACACACAGACUGCAGUGGCAGAAAGCCCAGCUGGAGCGAGCCUCUCCUGCUCUGCUGACAGAGUAUGAAAAUGUGCUGCGGAGAUUAGUCCAAGGACUUUCUGACUCUGUGAAGAAAUACUCCAGCCAAGGCAACAGAGACGUUGCCAAGGAUGCACUGGGCAGGUUGAAGAUGGUAGAGAGUGAGCUGGAAUCGCUGCAAAGGAAACGCACUGGAUGAGAGGAGAGUAAAGGAAUGGAGACUUGGCUGAAAUACUGUUAUAUUCUCUCUCUCUCUCUCUCUGACUCUGACUCUGACUCUCUCUCUCUCCCGCUUCUCUCUCUCUC
Molecule: messenger RNA, 3357 nt
Organism: Morone saxatilis (striped sea-bass)
Lineage: Eukaryota; Metazoa; Chordata; Actinopteri; Moronidae
Gene: cc2d1a
Product: coiled-coil and C2 domain containing 1A
Exons: 28
Coding region: 263-3250 (995 amino acids)
Biological process (GO): regulation of transcription by RNA polymerase II
Cellular component (GO): nucleus
Molecular function (GO): RNA polymerase II cis-regulatory region sequence-specific DNA binding; DNA-binding transcription repressor activity, RNA polymerase II-specific
Source: RefSeq, a predicted model, not a curated record